Ichthyophthirius multifiliis is the source of this 759-nucleotide messenger RNA. RefSeq lists its product as hypothetical. The record is from RefSeq and is a predicted model, not a curated record. Gene Ontology annotation, biological process: protein phosphorylation. Gene Ontology annotation, molecular function: protein serine/threonine kinase activity; ATP binding. NCBI's taxonomy places the organism in Eukaryota, Ciliophora, Oligohymenophorea, Hymenostomatida. Gene Ontology annotation, cellular component: cytosol; nucleus; protein kinase CK2 complex. The transcript is spliced from 5 exons.
AUGUUUAUAAAACGUAAAUAAUAUAUUUUAAUAUAUCAGCUAAAUAAUAUAUACUAUUUAUUAAAAUUUUCUAAUCUUAAAAGGAAUUAAGAUAAAUAUUUAGUCGGAAAAAAAUUAGGUCAAGGUAAAUUUUCCGAUGUAUAUUUAGGAUACGAUUAAACUAAAAGCAAUUAAGCAGUUGUUAUAAAAAUUCUUAAGCCAACUACAGAAAAUAAGCUUUUUAAGGAAAUAAAUAUAUUAAAACAUAUAAAUUAAGUUAAGAAUAUUGCACAUUUAUUAGAUGUUACAGAAGACCCUUAACUCAAAGUACCUUGCUUAAUAUUUGAAUAUAUAAAAGGAGUUAAUUUAAAUUAAGUAUUAAACAAAUUAAAUUAUGAUUUAGUUAAAUAUUAUUCAUAUUUGUUAUUAGAAGCUGUUUCCGAAUCUCAUAAUGUAGGUAUUUUUCAUAGGGACAUAAAAGGAUUAAAUAUAAUUGUAAAUAUUAAAUAAAGAAAAUUUAAUUUAAUUGACUGGGGAGUUUCAGAUUUUUAUUAUUCGUUUGAAAAGAUCUUAAAUAAAGUUGGAACUAUUCAUACAAAGUCUCCUGAAAUGGUAUUAAGAGAAUCUUUUAAAUAUUUUUUUACGCCUGCUAUUGAUGUAUGGUCUGCAGGUGCAGUUAUAUACAGUAUGGCUGAAAGAAUAAGUGCAAAUGAAGCUCUUCAACAUAAUUUUUUUGAUGAUAUAAGGAAUCAAAUAAUUAAAAAAGAUAUAUAAGAAUGA